Paramuricea clavata is the source of this 921-nucleotide messenger RNA. NCBI's taxonomy places the organism in Eukaryota, Metazoa, Cnidaria, Anthozoa, Malacalcyonacea, Plexauridae. The record is from the annotation of a GenBank genome assembly.
AUGUUGGAAGAAAUAACUGAAAUGUUUUUGUCAUUAUUUUCGCUUUUCUGGAGCGAUACACCACGCGUAUCUUUUCGAGAACAAAUUCACUUUGACUCGGAAGAAGGAGGGGUAGAUGAUGGUAGAUGGCAACCGUAUAUCAAUGAAGAAUACGAGAACUUUCAUACCGACGAUCAGUUAAACUCAUUGUUGGUUAACGAAAUAUUAACAGAUUAUACAAAGCUUCAAGGUGCUUGGUCUAGGCGGAGGAGUUAUUGGGAGUCGAUUCGGAGAAGUUUAUGGACAACUCUGAGUAUUACGUGCGCUAUAUUCGUACCAACAGCUUUGAUAAUGGCGUUUCUUUAUGUUGAUUUAAACACAACUGAUCUUUGUUUGGAAUGGCAGUAUCACAAUAACACUUUACCAUUUUCUGUAAAACGACUUCGUGUCAUCGGUGACAGUGUUGAAGCGGUGAUAACCAAUCUUUGGUUUCCGUUGACAAUGGUAGUUGUAUUUGGAUGGAAAGAGUUUAAACCGAGGUUUUUUUCCACUUUUUACGUCGCUUUUAUAUUUGGAGAAAUGACAGUAAUUUAUUACUUAUUUUUGCUAGUAUUUGGUGUUUACGAUACGCACAUGUAUUACAGAUAUCCUGCAAAUGUGUUGUUUUUUUGUGGCAUAAUCUGCUGUAGCAUUCUAAUGCUUCGCAAUAUUCGAGCGAGCGAUUCUACAUUGUCUUAUUCUAACUGUCGUAUUUUGGCUUUAGUUUCAGCAGAGCUUGUCGCAUCUUCCAUACUGGCAUUUAUCUACAGAUACUUUAUAGUGCCUUUUUUUAAUAGCAUAAAACAAGAAAAUUACAAAUUCAUGGUGGCUGCGAUCGCACCGGCACUGACCAUUAUCCCGGCAGUGAUUUGUAAAGACAUAGCGUUGAGACGAAGUUCCGAG